Necator americanus (New World hookworm) is the source of this 465-nucleotide messenger RNA. RefSeq lists its product as uncharacterized. NCBI's taxonomy places the organism in Eukaryota, Metazoa, Nematoda, Chromadorea, Rhabditida, Ancylostomatidae. The transcript is spliced from 5 exons. The coding region runs from base 1 to 465 and encodes 154 amino acids. The record is from RefSeq and is a predicted model, not a curated record.
AUGGUCCCACCACGAUCCCAGCCUCUAGCGCAACCGCAUCGCUUCGAACGUUGCAGCUCACGCAACUGCACCGUCCUUCGUAUCCUUUUGAUUACAUCUGCUCUUGAUCUCAUGUUACAGUCUCCUUACUUCAUGCAAGAACCGAAGGAACUGCUCUUGCUCUCGUUUGAACGAUGUACAUGUUGGGAACUGCGGAAAAAAUAUUACCGUGACUUUCUCGUGCUAACUGGAGCCGUGAGUUCAUCUCGAUUCUGCAAACAUCCUUGGUCCCCUGUGAGAGGACGCAUAACAAAUCGAUGUCGUGAGCACUGCAGCGAAGAGUGGAAGGAUGUCGAUGAGGCGAUGCGCCUACGCGUUCGACUUCAAUUCAGAAUCGCUUUGGGUAUACGGACGUGCAUGUGGGUAGUCAAUGACUUGCGUAAGCAAGCCGAAAUUUCGUGUUUAUUAGUUGUUAGUUUGUAUUAG